AUGGGGCUUGAAGGAAAUGUAUCAAGCUCAUCUGCUACUUUGGAGCUUUUGUCCAAGUACGACAAUCACGUCUCUGAACGAGACGAAAAACUGCCAAAGUUUGAAAGGGAAAAUAGCGCUUCAAUACCUUCGGGCAGCUUAGAAGGUCCUGGUGAGCUCAGUUACGAUGAGCUUCUCAAAGAGAAUGUUAAAUUGAGACUGCAACUACAGGAAUACGAGACCGAGAUGGUAAGUUUAAAAAAAUUCGUCGAGAUGCUGAAAUCAGAUCGCAGCGCACAGUUGGAAACCGUUAGGCAGCAAUUGGUUGUUGAAGAAAGAGGGAUUGAAGAUGGGGCGGCAGCUAAAAAAGAUUCACAACCGGCUUUACCACCACGAUCUGCCGACAGAAAGCGGAAUGCCAAAAACUUGAGUCUCAAUUCCGUCAGUGACCCUACGAUUCCAGAUCUGAGGUUUCGGAACCUUCUUUCCCCCGCAGAUGUCGGUCUGAAAAGGACUGGUCCUCAUAAUGACAGCACACCAAUUCUUCGACAACACGAGGAUAACGAACACGUUCUGUCACCAAGUGAACUUGAUCGCAUCCGAAGAUCUAGCUCCUCAUAUUCAAAUUUCGCAGCAGCCAGUCCUGCUACUUCAGUCGCUUACACAACAUCCAGAAUAUCGCCUUCUAAAAGUAACAAAAAUUUUGCCGCAAAAGAGGACGAAUCGACCAUCAAUAUGUCGGACAAGAGCGGCUCUUCACGCCAAAACACCAAAGGUGCUGCCGCCUCCAUACAUGAAUCUUUCACUUCUCCAUUGAGGCAGGUGUCAAACAGUAGCAGCCAUCAUAAUUUGACGGACAAUUCGGCACGCAAAGCAUAUCCAAAGAGCCCAGUCCCAAAUCUUCUUGCAACGGAGGGCAAUCCCGGCGAGUUCUCUCCUUCUUCGAAACGCAACCUCAAUAACUUUGCUGAUAUGUUGGAUUCUACUUUUGAGAGUCAGGGUCCUUCGUCUCCUCAAAGGGGACUUGCCAUUCAGCAAGAUGGAUCGCGAGCCCUGGGCUCACCGGUGGCUUUGAAAAAGCCGGUGGCGUCACCAGUUUCAGGCCAAUCGUUAAUGAGCUCCACAAAGCUGCAAAAUCCCGCGAAUGAGGAACGGCCUCUCAUCAGUACCAUGGCCUCUUCGACAGGUUCAUACAGUUUCUCUACAGAAGAUCAACAAUCUCCAAGGUCUUUUAGUACUAAAAGUCAUCCGCGUACAGAGAACGAAGGAACUUUUGGUACUGAUCAGAUAGCUCAAGUCACGUCAACUCCGUCCGCUGCUGAUGCUCGAAGCAUAGUCUCAGACAUACCAUUGUUUUUACAGCCGAACGAGCUUAAUGGUAUCAGAAUCGAGAUCUUGAGUACUCUGUAUCGCGAUCAAGAGAGAUUCCAUGAUGACAACUCUAUACUGUUCAGUGUCAUUGACAAAAAGUCCGCGAAGGAAAUUUUUAGAUUUGCGAAAACCAUAGAUCGCGUCUAUGAGUUAGAUGUCUACCUCAAAUGUCAUAUGGACACAAUAAUGCUCCCGCCACUACCCGAAAAGCAGUUCUUCGACUCGUGUUCUCCAGUUAAAGUAGAUUACAGGAGGGACAAGCUCAAUGAUUAUUUCAGCUGUCUUUACAAUUCUACAAACCUCUCCCCACUGAUAGCGCUAAAGAUGGCGAAAUUCAUAAGUACCGACACCGUCAUAAGCUCUUUUAUUGGUGGGUAUACGAAAGAAGGUGUUUUGCUUAUGCGUAAAAGUAAGGCGUUGGGAACUCCCAAUACGUGGCGUCUCACUUAUGGUGUCUUGAAUAAUGGUACUUUGUCGCUUCUUGAUCACGGUCAAGUUACUGAGAACAUCAAACUAAACUAUGCGGUGAUUGAACUCCAGGCUAACUUGCCAGACGAUAGAUAUGGUACUAAGAAUGGGUUUAUUGUCAUUGUGCCCAAGAAGAGCGGCCUCUCGAGCGGGACCAAGUACUAUUUUUGUUGUGAAAGUCCGAAAGAAAGAGAAUCGUGGAUCUCAACUCUUACCGAAUUCGUCGAGUCCUCAGUUAUGUCCAAUACUUCUACUUACGCGAAAUCGGAAAGCUCAAGCAUGCUUGAUCAUACAUCUCUUGGAGAUGCUGUCAGUGAUUCAACCCCUAGCUAUAUUGGCCCCAUGGCGAAUCUUCAGCCUGCCGUAAAAACUCCAGCUGCUUUUAAUGCGGACACAAUACCCACAGAAGAUGAUAAAGAGUCUAAAAGAAGUCGAAUGCGAAGUUUUUUCCCUUUCAAGAAGGUCAAUGUCUCUCAGAUGCCCGAUUCUGACCUUACCGCGGAAGGUAAUCAAGCACAACCAGUGCCCGGACUGGAUGAGCUUUCAAUUGCGAAAACGCUGCAGUCUAUGAAUUUGGCCAAUGUGGUAUCAACAGACAAAGUUUUUGGGUCAGAUCUGGAUCAUUGCUUAUCGUUGAGUUCUCAACUAUACCAGGGCAGGUUCAAAAUACCCAGCUUGGUGUAUCGAUGCCUAGAAUACCUUUACCGCAACCGUGGCUUGGAGGAAGAAGGCAUUUUCCGAAUAAGCGGCUCAACUGUGCUCAUCAAGUCGUUACAAGAACAGUUCGACAAAGAAUAUGAUGUCGAUCUCUGUAGCUUUAACGAAAAUGUUGUGACAGAAGAAAUACAAAAAAACUCUUAUAGCACCGGACUUGUUGAUGUUAAUACCGUGACUGGAUUGCUCAAGCUUUAUCUGCGGCAGAUGCCUCAUUCGAUUUUCGGUGAUGACAUGUUUAUCGCUUUCAAAAAUGUCAUAGACAGCGAAAAGAACGCAAGUCAAGUAGCACUGAAAUUCCGCCAAUUGGUGAACUUGGAUGAAAUGCCAUUCGAAAAUCUGUCUUUGAUGUAUGUUUUGUUCGAACUGCUGGUGAAAAUCAAUCAAAAAUCAUCCAUCAACAAGAUGAACUUGCGAAACUUGUGCAUUGUAUUUUCGCCCACUUUAAACAUACCGGUAAAUGUGAUUCAACCAUUUGUGGUUGAUUUCGGUUGUAUUUUUGAGAAUGAAGAGCCUGUUAGCGAUUCUUUGAGAGAGCAACUGACACUCAGUAUACCUCACAUGUAA
This is a messenger RNA of Lachancea sp. 'fantastica', 3099 nucleotides long. NCBI's taxonomy places the organism in Eukaryota, Fungi, Ascomycota, Saccharomycetes, Saccharomycetales, Saccharomycetaceae. The record is from the annotation of a GenBank genome assembly.